AUGACACUGACCCUCGCGCGUCCGCUGGCGCGCGCGGCCCUCCGCACAGCGCGCAGCGUGCCCGUGCGCGCGUCGAGCACGUCGUCGGCAGCGCCGCGUGCUGUCCCCCGCACGGCGCGCCUCCUCGCCGCUGCCGCGCUGGGCGCCGGCGCGACCUUCCUCGCCCUCUCCGAGCCCGCUGCGGCCGAGGCCCCUCCCCAUGCCAAGGCGUCGGCGGGGAGCAUCGCGACCGGAGGCAAGAUCUCGCUCGCGCAGCUGGCCAAGCACUCGCACUCGAAGAGCCUGUGGAUCGCCAUCGACGGCAAGGUGUACGAUGUGACCGACUUCCUCGACCGUCAUCCCGGAGGAAGCAAGAUCCUCGCCGAGAACGGCGGCAAGGACGUGUCAAAGCUGUUCCACAGCAUCCACCCGCCGACCACGUUCGACAAGUACAUCCGCCCAGACCAGUACGUCGGGCAGCUCGACGAGGAAUCCCUGUACACCCUCUCCAAGGAGACCUCGGAGGAGGAGCAGCGGAUCCAGGCUACCCGCGAUGCCAUGUUUGGCAUCAACUCGGUCGUCUCGCUCUCUGACUUGGAACGCCUCGCCGAGGCCGUCGUGCCGCGCCACGCGUGGGCGUACUACUCUACCGGGGCGGACACUGAGGCUGCACUUGGCGAGAACGCAAACGCCUUCAAGCGCGUCUACUUCCGCCCUAGAACGAUGCGCGACGUGAGCAACACGGACACGAGCACGACGGUGCUGGGCGUCAAGAGCUCGAUCCCAGUGUACAUCUCCCCGACGGCACGGAACGGCAUGGGACAUCCCGAGGUAGGUGUCCGGAGCGUCACAGCACUCACCUCCCAGGGCGAGGCGGCAGUCGCGCGCGGUGCAGGCGAGGCGGGUAUCCUCCAGGUCCUCUCCCACUUCGCGUCCAAGUCCCUCGACGAGGUCAAGGCCGCCGCCAAGGACGGCCAGCAGGUCGGAUACCAGCUGUACCUGCAGCCUGACCGCGAGCAGUCGGCCGAGGCCGUGCGCGAGGCGGUCAAGAACGGCGCGCAUUCGAUUUGGCUGACGGUGGACACGACGAUUGUGGGUGGAGCUUUGUGCAUUAUUAGGAAGUCUGAAGCUCACCUCAUGCAGCUCGGUAAGCGCGAGACAGAGCGCAGAAUCCUCGCGCAGGAGCUCAGCCCCGCGCCACACGGGCAGCCGCUGAACCGCGCACCGCUCGACUACGGCAUGAGCGAGCCCAAGAUGACGUGGGACGACAUCGCGUGGAUCCGUAGCCUGGCCCCAGGUCUGCCCGUGGUCAUCAAGGGCAUCGGCGCGUGGGAGGACGUGGUCCUCGCGUACCAGAAGGGCGCCGACGCCGUCGUGCUCUCCAACCACGGCGGACGACAGCUCGACUUUAAGCUUACACGCAGUGCCCAGCCUCCACUGAAAACGCUGUACGACGUGCACCAGCACGCGCCCGACACGCUGCACCAGCCCAACUUUAGCGUCUUCCUCGACGGCGGCAUCCGCCACGGCACCGACGUGCUCAAGGCGCUCUGCCUCGGCGCGAAAGCCGUCGGCCUGGGACGGCCCGCGAUCCACGCCGUGUCAGCUUACGGAUCCGAGGGCGUCGAGAAGAUGAUCAUGAUCCUCCAGGAGGAAAUCGACAUCGGCAUGAAGCUCCUCGGCGUCACGAGCGUCGACCAGCUCGGACCAGAGUACCUCGACACAUCCAAAUUGUAG
Molecule: messenger RNA, 1716 nt
Organism: Vanrija pseudolonga
Lineage: Eukaryota; Fungi; Basidiomycota; Tremellomycetes; Trichosporonales; Trichosporonaceae
Product: (S)-mandelate dehydrogenase, mitochondrial
Exons: 12
Coding region: 1-1716 (571 amino acids)
Biological process (GO): lactate metabolic process
Molecular function (GO): heme binding; L-lactate dehydrogenase (cytochrome) activity
Source: RefSeq, a predicted model, not a curated record